Triticum turgidum subsp. durum (durum wheat) is the source of this 1338-nucleotide messenger RNA. Lineage: Eukaryota; Viridiplantae; Streptophyta; Magnoliopsida; Poales; Poaceae. The record is from the annotation of a GenBank genome assembly.
AUGCGGCCCCCCACCCGCAGCGAGUUCCGCUUCUCCGUCGCCGGCAAGCGCAAGCGCUCGCCGGAGUUCCCCUGCGUGUCGCGCUUCCGGCAGCGGCGGCUCAUCUCCUUCCUCGGGCACCACAACUUCAACCGCACCGUGGAUGUGUUGGUGACCCAGACGGACGUGUUCCUGUGCCUGAAGCACAUGGCCGAGCUGGUGGACGCGGGCUCCUGGGACAAGGCCAUCGACUACCUCUCCCGCUUCCUGCCCUCCGACCGCCCGCUCGGCGUCCACGGCCGCGCCCUCUUCCACUACCUCCGCGUGCACAAGGCCAUCGACGACGUGCUCGCCGGAGCCCCGGAGGCCCGCUCCGUCACCACCGCCCUCGACCAGUGCAUCAUCCGCCACCCCACCAAGAGCCACGCCCUCACCAGGCUCCGCGCCAUCUUCUCCUCCCUCCUCUGCUCCAAGAGAUACAGGGCUGUCCUGGACAUAGAGCGCGUGAGGCACGAGGCUAAACUGACUAUCGUCGACUUGGUUUGUAAGACUCCAGAGUUGAAAGACCAUAUGCGACCCGCCCGCGGCUCAAUGGAACCCCAGAACGUGCUUCCCAUUGGCUUCGGCUACGCUUGUUUCCGUCCGAGGCGCCACGUGAAGAAACGAGGCGGCCGGAUCCCGGCGUCUGUGCUUGGCAGGCUUUAUCUUGAGAAGAAGAAGAAGAUGCUGCCUUCUUUGACUUCAGACCAUCACUCCCAGGAGUUAACUCGUGAGUCAUUAAUUAAGGCCAAGGAAUGGCUUGUGGAUCUUGUUGAGAUAAGUUUGGAAACCGGCAAGAUGAGUGAAGCGGAACUGACUCAAUCUGCCUCUAACAAAGGUGGUCCGGUUACUCCAGUCUCACGGACUAAUCUUGCUACCUUCAAAGUGGUUACUAAUCGUACAUUAUUCCGCAAGGCAAAAGAAUGGAUGGUAUAUUUUACAGAGGAAUGUUUGAAAGCUUGGCCAGACGCGAGUCAAGAUGAUCUACCUCAACUUUUUUGUAAGGAUGGUGAUCCUGAUGGCACAGUCUCCCGUACAGUGCCUGGUAGCUUGACUAGUCUUGCUGAAAAUUCAGCGAUUGCAUCAGUCAAAAAGCCAGAUGCUCUAUUCUCGCCAACCAUGCUUGGUACCUUGACAAAUCCUGCUGAAGACUCUGGGAUGUCAUCAGUGACAAAUGCAGGUGCAUAUAAAUCUUUGAGUGAAGAAUAUUUUUCCAGUUCAAGGAAGAAUCCAAGGAUGGAACUGGCAACUAUUAGACGGACAACUCUGGUAAGAUACUGGAUUUUGGUGCUCAUUUCUGUCAGCAAAAUGACAACUUAG